AUGCUGACCGUCUCUCCCGCCAAUCGGCAGCGGCCCGUUUACAUACCUGCUAUCCUUGGCCUCAUCAAGGAGCUAGCAGACUACGAAAAGGAGCUCAGCUCGGUCGAGGCCACCGUGGAAAAGCUUGGCUCGACUGUCGCCUUUGCGCCAUCGGAGCUCUCCCCGGGCGAGCCGACAACAGACGCCCGGGGGCUGCCCAUCACAGAGCCGACCAGCCCCCUCAGGCCCGCCAGGUGCCUCCUGCUCUAUGCACCCGACGACGACAAGACGGCCGUGGGCAUGGCCCUGUACUUCUACAACUACUCCACAUGGCGCGCCAAGGCGGGCAUCUACCUCGAGGAUCUCUAUGUCACCCCGCGCGAGAGGAACAAGGGCUACGGGAAGCUCCUGCUGGUGACCCUGGCCAGGGAGGUUGUAGCCAUGGACGGCGGCCGACUGGACUGGAGCGUCCUCAAGUGGAAUGAGCCCAGCAUUCGAUUCUACGAGGAUGUCAUUGGCGCAACACGCCAGGAGGAGUGGGUGGGAAUGCGGGUGGACAGGGAGGGGCUUGUGAAGUUGAGCAAGUUGCUGGACUGA
Messenger RNA from Diaporthe citri, 576 nucleotides. RefSeq lists its product as uncharacterized. The transcript is spliced from 2 exons. Gene Ontology annotation, biological process: protein acetylation. Bases 1 to 576 code for a protein of 191 amino acids. The record is from RefSeq and is a predicted model, not a curated record. Gene Ontology annotation, molecular function: N-acetyltransferase activity. Lineage: Eukaryota; Fungi; Ascomycota; Sordariomycetes; Diaporthales; Diaporthaceae.